This is a messenger RNA of Stomoxys calcitrans (stable fly), 11990 nucleotides long. RefSeq names its product tyrosine-protein kinase Abl (gene Abl). The transcript is spliced from 9 exons. Bases 1631 to 7225 code for a protein of 1864 amino acids. NCBI's taxonomy places the organism in Eukaryota, Metazoa, Arthropoda, Insecta, Diptera, Muscidae. The record is from RefSeq and is a predicted model, not a curated record. Gene Ontology annotation, biological process: protein phosphorylation. Gene Ontology annotation, molecular function: non-membrane spanning protein tyrosine kinase activity; ATP binding; protein binding.
CAACUGAGGUCGGUACGGUAGCGGAUUGCUUUGCUGUUGCAACAACAACAGAGUGCAAUGGAUAACUGAAUAACAACAACAAUAAAGCAACCAAAUAAAUAAAAAAAUAAUUUAUUAAAUGAAUUGAAGAAUUUAAAAGUAUUAUGUACCUUUUGUUGUAUUCGGCAAAACAAUAUUUUGCUUUUUGUUUUAUGAAAAAGAAAAAACAAUAUUGUUGUGUCGCGAGUGUCAAAGUGUUGGUGUUUUAGUGGGGGCCCCAAUGCAGCAAUAGCAGUCGUAGCAACAGCAAUUGAACACAAAUUUAAAGGAGAAAAAAUGUGAAAAAAUUAAAGUUGUAUAAAAAAUUGUAAAAUUGUCGAGAGACAAUUGGAAAAAAAAUAAAUGAGUCGGAAUAAAUAACGACGGGGCCGAAGUAAAAGUGAAGUGGCAAGCAACGAAUAUUUUUGGAAAAUAUCGAAAAAUCAGAUAAUAAAAUAAGAAAUAAAGAAGUUUUUGAAGUAAUCCCAAAAAUGAAAAUUGAAAGCUCAAAUGGAAAGAAAAAAAGAAAUGCCUGAAAAUAAAUGAAUAUAUGGUUGGGAGGCUCCAAGAAUAAGUGCCGUAUCAAAGAAUGUGUAUUUAAAGGUGCAAGCGGAAGAAAGACGAGUUGCUCCAGCGACGACGACGACGACAACUAUUCAAACCCCGCUUUCAUGUAUGGGGCUGGGCGUUGUAUUUGUAAAUUCAUCUCGACAUAAAAUUCACAAUACAUUUGUUGUUAAUGAAAACCAAUAAAUUUUUUUAAACGAAAAUCCGUGUUUUCGUUGGUAGAAAAAAUCUAAAAUUAUUAAGAAGAAUUAGUAACAAUUGAUUACAACUUCCUUUUUGUGGUUAAAUUCUUGUUUCGGUGUCUACAACCAGUGCGAAUGACAUAAAAGGAAAUUCGAGAAAAGCAUAAAACGCGACGACGACGACGACGGCAACGACGUUCUUUAAGAAAGAAUAUAAAAGAGAGAUAGAGUUUGAAAAAAAGUUAAAACAUCCAUAACAAGGGAAAUGAUAUCGCCAACUGUAGAGACAGUGAGAAAAUAUUUAAUUAUUUCCCUAAUUAAUGGAUGAGUGCGAAAAAUACUUGGCUUUUCAUUGGGAAACAUUGAAAAAAUCUAGAACACCACCUUUUACCUUGCAACCACCCACCCACCACCACCACCAGCAUUUUGUAGUUGCGUUUUAUACGCCUCUUCAUUGUUGCGCUCUCUAUAUCUCUUUCGGUGCGGUGUUUCUUGCUCUCUUUCGCUUCGCGUAUAACAUCGUAAUUACUUUUACAAGUGACAGCCAGCAGCGCGGCGCAGUCUAGCAGCCAGCCUUUUGUAUGUGUACUUCAUCCUUCGUGUAAUCCUCUCGCUCUCCCCUUGUUUUGCCGCACCGUACGCCGCGUGUGUCUACCAGUUGUUGUUUUUUUCUUCUUCUUCUACCUCUCCUGAAUGGGGAGUAGAGACGACAGCGACGACACGUUCGACAACACAACAGAUAGAAGAAUUAUACACAUUUUUUGUGCGGCAGAGGCAGCAGAUUGAAGUAAAAACAUUCUUUCACCGUUCCAUUCUUUGCCUUGGGACAAACCCUUGGAUUCCACUCGCCACUCGUCGCCACUAUGGGUGCUCAGCAAGGCAAAGAACGUGGCUCGCAUUCAAGUGGCAGCCAUGGCGGUACCGCCAGCUGUAUUGGCGUAUCCAGUAGCAGUCCCGUUGGCUCCCAUGGCCUGCCUGUUAAUGCUUUGGGUGCUGGCUCGACGUUGCGAGGAUCGCGCAUCAAAUCUUCGGCACCUCCAGCAGCUGUUGCUGGUGGCUUGCACCGUUCGGUAGGAGGUGGUGUCUCUGCUUCAUCAUCGUGUCAUAAUCCAAAAGAUAAUCGAUGUGCGCCAAUUGGAAUGAAUAUCUUUACAGAACAUAAUGGUACACUACACAGAAUUCCACACCGUGAUACAGGAAAAUAUCAAAUUAAUUUAGAAGCUCUCCUGCAAUCACGUCCCCUGCCACACAUACCACCCGGUUCGACAUUAUUGGGUGGCGUCAGUGAUUCUUCCGAUUUGUUGGGCCAAAGUCAGGAUGGCAUCUCACUACACACAACACAAUCACAUAGUCAAGGACAUAGUUCUACAACAUCAGGUUUUGAAUCUGCCCACAGAUGGACUUCCAAAGAAAAUCUCCUAGCACCCGGUCCCGAGGAGGAUGAUCCUCAGUUGUUUGUGGCUCUCUACGAUUUCCAGGCGGGCGGCGAAAAUCAACUCAGUCUAAAGAAAGGAGAACAAGUUCGCAUUUUGUCAUACAACAAAUCGGGUGAAUGGUGCGAAGCACAUUCCGAUUCGGGUAAUGUUGGCUGGGUGCCAUCAAACUAUGUGACACCCUUGAAUUCCUUGGAGAAACAUUCCUGGUACCAUGGACCCAUAUCAAGAAAUGCUGCUGAAUAUCUGCUUAGUUCCGGUAUUAAUGGCAGCUUUUUGGUAAGGGAAAGUGAAAGUUCGCCCGGCCAAAGAAGUAUUAGUUUAAGGUAUGAAGGACGUGUUUAUCAUUACCGCAUCUCCGAGGAUCCAGAUGGUAAAGUCUUUGUUACAGCUGAAGCCAAAUUCAAUACUCUAGCCGAACUGGUACACCAUCACAGUGUACCCCAUGAGGGCCAUGGACUGAUUACACCCCUCUUGUAUCCAGCACCAAAGCAAAAUAAACCAACAGUAUUCCCUCUUAGUCCUGAACCGGAUGAGUGGGAAAUUUGUCGCACUGAUAUUGUUAUGAAACACAAAUUGGGUGGUGGCCAAUAUGGCGAAGUGUAUGAAGCCAUAUGGAAGCGCUAUGGCAAUACUGUUGCAGUCAAAACUCUUAAAGAAGACACAAUGGCCUUGAAGGAUUUCCUUGAGGAGGCAGCCAUUAUGAAAGAAAUGAAACAUCCAAAUCUAGUGCAGCUUAUAGGCGUCUGCACCCGGGAACCUCCAUUCUAUAUAAUCACCGAAUUUAUGUCUCACGGAAAUCUGUUGGAUUUCCUACGCUCAGCCGGUCGUGAGACUUUGGAUGCUGUUGCUCUACUAUAUAUGGCUACACAGAUAGCGUCGGGCAUGAGCUAUUUAGAAUCUCGAAAUUACAUACAUCGUGACUUGGCAGCCCGUAAUUGUUUGGUGGGUGAUAAUAAACUGGUAAAGGUGGCCGAUUUUGGUUUGGCUCGUCUGAUGCGUGAUGACACCUAUACAGCACAUGCGGGCGCCAAGUUUCCCAUCAAAUGGACCGCCCCCGAGGGAUUGGCCUACAAUAAGUUCAGUACGAAAUCGGAUGUAUGGGCAUUCGGUGUUCUACUGUGGGAGAUAGCCACAUACGGUAUGUCACCAUAUCCGGGCAUUGAUCUAACCGAUGUCUUCCAUAAGCUGGAGAAAGGCUAUCGCAUGGAAAGACCGCCAGGAUGUCCACCCGAAGUGUAUGAUCUAAUGCGUCAGUGUUGGCAAUGGAAUGCGGCGGAUAGACCGACAUUUAAGAGCAUACAUCAUGCUCUGGAACAUAUGUUUCAGGAAUCAUCUAUAACAGAAGCGGUCGAAAAGCAAUUGAAUUCCACGACGACAACGACAAACAUCGCUCAAAGUUUAACGCCACAAAUGGCCAAAAAGGGUAUACAAGGCAAUACACAAACGACCGUGAUAGGAGGCGGCAAUGGCAGCGGUAACAGUGGUGGAGGUGGUCUUACACCAGGUGGUCAUCACGAUCAGCAAGCCAGUACACCAAUGUCGGAAACUGGUUCAACAUCAACAAAAUUGUCCACAUUUUCUAGUCAAGGCAAGGGAAAUGUUCAAAUGCGCAGAACCACCAAUAAGCAGGGCAAGCCGGCGCCAGCUCCACCCAAAAGAACAAGCCUCCUGUCAUCGAGUCGUGAUAGCACCUAUCGUGAUGAAGACCCCACUAGUGCAUCCACACGUCAACUGAUCGAUGAAAUGCACACAAAUGGUAAAACUGUUUACAGAUCGUUUACCCUAAGUAGAACUACUUGUAGACCCCUACAUUCGACCUAUUAUUCUGCUUCAAACAACAACUACAACAACAAUAUCAGCAAAAACUAUUGCAAUAAUCAUAAUAACAAUCACAACGACAACAACAACAAAUCAUUUGUUGUCAAUCCCCCCAAUUCUUUGUGUACACAAAAGUUACUGAAAAACGAAAUUCAAAAUUCGCUUCCCUCCAAUCCUCCACGAACGGGGUUUGCUAUUAAAAAGUCCUCCUCAUGCAGUAGUUUUCUAGUUGAUAUAUUAUUUCGAGGUAUUUGUCCGAAGCGCAGUAAGAUGAAAUGUCUGACUCGUGAUAUUAACAAUCUCAAUCAACGCUAUGACUCCGAGAAUGAUAACACCGGCCAUCCGGAUACGGACAAUACUGCGGAUAGUUUGGAACCCAAUGUGCCAACUCAUCACCAACAACAACAGCAGCAGCAGCAACAUUCCAUGCAUUCUGGGAAUAACAUAGCGGCGCGGGGAGCCCAAACACAUUCCUCGUUCAAAAGACCCACACCUGUGAUGGGCAAUCGGGGUCUGGAAACAAGGCAGAGUAAACGAUCUCAACACUCCAGGCCAGAAGCAACGAAUCAAAAUAUGAGCGGAGCUGCUCAACCCAUACAGGUGGGCGCUCUGGAGGUUAUGAAUGUUAAACGGGUGGUCAAUCGCUACGGCACACUGCCCAAAGUGCAGAGAAUCGGACAAUUCUUAGAUAGCCUGGAGGAUUCCAAUGACGUCACAUCGGGCAUUCCCACGCCACAACAGAAUAAUAAUUGUGUAACCAAUGGACACAGUGGCCGCGUAUUAAAUGUUGGAUCCAAGAACCAUGCUGCUGUGCCUCCUUUGGCUGCGCCCUUGCCACAGCAAAUGAUUCGCAGCAACUCGUCGGGCGGCGUUACCAUGCAAAAUAGUGCUUCGGCCAGCCUGAAUAAAUUGCAAAGACAUCGCACUACCGCCGAUGGCAGCAGCAUGAUGACCUUCUCCUCGUUCCGGGGCAGCAGCUCGAAUAGUUCCCCCAAAAGAAGUCAGCAACCGGCAUUGGCCAAUUUGGAAUUUCCUCCACCGCCGUUGGACUUGCCACCGCCUCCGGAGGAAUUUGAAACAUUACCUCCACCGCCACCACCGCAGCCAGAAUGUGAUAUUGUUCCUCCUUUCGCUAUGCACACAACACAGCAGCAGCCACAAUAUUCAUUGGGAAAUGUGUCGGCCAAGACUAGCUGUAACGAUGUGUCCAACACGGCACCCAGUGUGGAGGAGGCCAGCUCCAGAUUUGGUGUGUCCUUAAGGAAGCGAGAACCUUCCACGGACUCCUGCAGCUCGCUGGGCAAUCCGGCCGCCCCUCUAGCUGCCGACAAUAACAAUGGCAAUCAAACUCAAGAAACUAACAUGAAAGAGAAGCUCAUGGCCGAAAUCAAAGAUAGGCAAGUCAAGGAAAAUAAUACAGCCUCUGCCAACAUACAGAAUGGCAAUGCCAGCGGCGUUGAUCCCGUUUCACUUCUAGUUAGCGAAUUGGCUGAAAGCAUGAAUUUGCCCAAUAAACAAACCAAAAAUGCCCCAAACAUGCCAGCCCCCAAAUCGCCGGCUGCAGUGGACAACACGGCCACCAGUAAUUCAAACACCUUUAAGGCCCAACUGAAAAAGGUAGAACCUAAGAAACUACCGACGCCCACCCAAAAGCCUGAGACUCAGUCAAAUAUUAUCGACUUCAAAGCGCAUCUGCGCAAGGUGGAGACUAAGUCAACCAACGAUGCAAAAGACAAAGAACCCAAAAAAGACUUUGAAAAAGACGUUAGCAAUCAAGCAACAAAGACGACAGCAAUUCCAACGACAACCAAUUCCAAAUCGACCCUGAAUCGCAAAGAAGACGCGAAAUAUUCUACAGCCACAGCUACAGCAACGGUAACGGCGGGAGCCCCUAAUGCGGGACAUCAAACACAAAAGACUGAAAUCAAAAUUGAUUUGCAAACUCAAACCACACUGCAAUCCCAAAAUGCCAACAACUCAAAUGCCAAUGUGACAGCAGACAACAGCGGAGGGGCUGCAGAAACCCCCCUCCAGACACAAGGCGAAACGGCGGAGGGUGGUAAGAGACGUAGUACAGGUAGUAUAAAUAGUUUGAAAAAAUUAUGGGAGCAACCGGGACAAAGCCAGCCUGAUUAUGCAUCCACACAGAAUAUGCAAGGAAAUGCCAGCACGAGUAGCGCAUCAAAUCAAUUGUCACCAAAAUUUGCAUUUAAACCCUCUGCUGGUGGACUGACGACGCCCACUGCUGCCGCCAGCGCCAAUAAUUCGUUAUCCAACUCCAACACCAUCUCCACCACCACCACCACCACCAACAACACCAACUCCACUAGCAACAAUAUGCAUCAACGCACUCAAAUUUCACCACGAUCUAGCAAUAAUAAAUUACCACCACCACCCAUGCAACCCCCACCACCACCUCCUCCCCAACAGCAACAACAACAUCAAAUACAGCAUCAUCACAAUUACCAACAGUCCAAUAGUUCCCAUGCCACCAACAUCACCUCCACCUCCACCAACUCAGCAAUUACACAUUUAACCAAUUCCAUUUCAACACAAUUUACAGAACUCACCACUCACAGCAACAACGGCAUUGCCAGCAACAACACCACAUCAAGUGAUCAGCAGCAGCAGCAGCAGCAAGAAAAUGCCACCACUCACCCCAAUAAUGAUCUCAUGACACAAUCAAUGUUCGUAGAGAACACCAGUGCGACGACGGGCAACAAUAAGCUCCUCACCACAUCGACCAUAAACAAACCGGCCGUACCACUGAAACCCACCAAACUCACCAUCUAUGCCACACCCAUGGGCCAGAAAAUCGCUUCGGCCGGAGGCAACACCGACAUUUCGACCACCUCGGCCCACACGACGACACCCAACUCCACCCAAAUAUCCCGCGAAAGCAUUUUGGAGUUGGUCGGCCUGCUGGAGGGGUCCCUCAAGCAUCCUGUGAAUACCAUAUCGGCCUCACAAUGGCUGCAGUUAAGUGAUAAACUGAACAUCUUACAGAAUUCCUGUGUCGUUUUCGCCGACAACGAGUGCAUGCCGCCACAUUCGAAAUUUCAUUUUCGCGAAUUGGUUACGCGCGUCGAGACACAAUCACAGAGUCUGCGAAUAGCGGGCACAAAAAAUGUCCAGGACAAUGAGCGUUUGGUGGGUGAGGUUGGCCAAUCACUAAAACAGAUAACGAAUGCAUUGCAUAGGUAAAUAUUAAGAAAUGGGGUGGGCGGGGAAUUGUGGUUAGAUUCAGAAGGGAAUUUCAUAAAACGACAGAAAUGAGUAAGGAGUACCCAUGCGGGCCUCGCGCUCAUUCUCUGUCCAACUGGCUUUUAAGGGUGGCAACAAUAUCCAAAGAUCCCCAAAAAAAACAGACACAAAUGUAUUUUUAAUGUUAAGGCUGCUUUAGGCGUUCCAUAGAAAUUCCCUUCUAAAUCUUAAGAAAAUCAGAAGAAGAUAACAAAAAAGAAAAACACAUUGUCAAGGAUAUAAUGAAAAGGCCCAUAAAAUAUGUAUGUAUGUGAUUACACCAAGUUGACCAGAAGUAUGAAAAGCUCAAUGUUUGAAGUAACCGCUCGAAGAAAGAGUGAGUCUGAGUGAGUGAGAACACAGACAUUUAUUCUGACUUUAGCAGUAGUAUCAGUACCCUCUUUUUCCCUUAAAUUGAAAAAAAUUGUUUGCAUAUCAUUGCGAUUCCAACCCCCUGUGCUUUCGUUUGCAACGCUAACAAGGAAGAAGUGUUAGAUUCAGGCUUCAGUAUGAGUCAAGAGUCAUCCCUGGUUCCGAUACAAGUCUGUCAUUCGAUUUAGACUUUCAAUUGCAGGCUACUACAGCUGAGUACACAGAAAAAAAUAAAAAUCGAUUUCAAUCACCAAACAAAUUGAUCAAAAAAAAAAAUAUUAUACAAAAUAUUGUUCACCGUUUCUAAAAACGGCAAUUGAAAAAAUUUCAAAAAAUUAUUGAAAUUUUUGAAUUUGCAUAUAUUUUUUUAGUUUGUCUAUAUUAGAAAAACAAAUAUUGAAAAUUAAAAAAAUAUUCAAAUUCUUUAUAAAAGUCAACAAAAUAUUCCGGUGUGACCUUGGUUUCGUCAAAAAUAGUUUUUCCUUUUCACAUUCGUUUCACCAAAUAAAUAUUUAGGUGACCGCCAAUUCACACGAAAUAAUUUUUUCGAACUCACAGUUCGAAAUAUUAAAACACAUGUUUUGCCUGCAAAUUCAUACAAUUUGCAGAAACAAAGGUAAACAAAAGUUAGAAAGGCUGUGUGUCGAAUGGUAGCAAAGUUGAAGGGAUAGUAAACAUAUGACGUUACGUGUGGUGAAUAAUCAUUGAGUAGCCCAGGGGCUAGUAAGAUUUUUGACUCAGCACAGCAAAUUUUGACGUUUCAUUCAAGAUAUAUUCAUUUACAGGUAAAGGCAGUUGCCCAACAACAAAAUAUUGAGUACACUAUCUGUCAAAAUCAGUGCUUGGUGCGACUCUGAUUUUGUGUAUGUUACUAGUUCGCGCCAUUUUUUGUUGUUUUUGUGUGCUAUGGUUCUUAACUAUAAUACACACACACAACCAAAACUCAUUGGCAGAUAGUGUACUUCGCGAGAAAAGAUUGUACUGCGCUGUUUACGGUACACUAACUGGUAGUUAUGUCAUGGUUUCAUUGAGCAAAGUCCCAUGUCAGUAAUUGCGUGCGUGCGGUAUAACUUAGCCGUCUACAUUGUGGGCAGACGUCACAAACGACUUAUUUGACAUUAAAUAAGUAAACUUAUUGUUUAUUAUCAUUGGCAACGGGAUUCGAAAAGGUUGUUUAAUAAUAAUAAUGGACACAUAUUAACAGUAAUGUGCUUGUAGUUUAUUGAAAUGAUGGCGCCGCCGAUUAGUGAUUUUUCUAUAACGGCGUCAAUAGUUUGUUUACCUGGCAUGAGUUUCAUGCAAAAAAUUAAUAAAAAAAAUAGAAGCAAAUUUUUAUUUGCACUCAUUUUUCGUGAAGUAAUGGUUCCUGAGGAAGGUUCCAUGCACAAAACUUCCUAAAAUUGGUAAAGAAUUAAUACAGAUGUCUUUUAAAUAACAUUACUUAUCUUACUCGCCGUGUUUUCCUCUUUUCCAAAACAAGACCAAAAAUAUCUCAAUAUGGGGCAACGUUCGCAUAUGCAAUAUAACUAGCUAGCUAGCAGUAAUCAAGACAAAUUUAACAGGUAGGAGCAGUUGGCCAACAACAAAAAAUUGAGUGCACUAUCUGUUAAAAUCAGUGAUUAGUGCGACUCUGAUUUUGAGUAUGUUACUAGUUGGCGCCAUUUUUCUUUGCUUGUGUGUGCUGUGGUUCUUAACUAUAAAGCACCCACACAACCGAACGUUAUGAAAUCUCGUUGACAGAUAGUGUACUUCGCGCGAAAAAAUUGUACUCAGCUGUUUGCUGUACACUACCUGAAUAAAUUUGUCUUGGCAGUAAUGGAAAAUAUCUUGGAAAAAAGUCCAUUACGCAAAAAAUUAUUAUUUGCUGACUUUUUCCUGUUGUUGUUGUUGUUGUUGUAGCAGUUUAUUGUGUACUAUCUUUCGUCUGCUUGAUUCUGUUGAGUGUCAAGACCCAGGAACUCCGCGACUAAGAUGGGGUGCGUCCACAGGGAUCUGGGUCUGAGUCGAGUGGGUCUGGCCGGGCAGUUAAACAGGUGACGUGUAUCGUGCGGUCCCUGGUUACAGUCGGGACAUACAUCUUGCACGUCGGCAUCAAUCCUAGCUCUGUGGGAAUUGAGGCGGCUGCAUCUGCCGGAACGUAAUUGAGCCAGAAUCACUCUGGUUUGCCGGGGGAGGUCGAUUUCUUCGGGUGCAAUGGGUGGCGGUCGUACUCCAAGGACUACAUUCACCCGGUAGCCAGUUAACGCGUCUGCUACCGUGUCUGCAUGAAUGUUGUUCAGACCCGCUUGAUAUGUCGCUUGAUCUAGAGGUUCUCUCUUGUAGCGCUGGACCUCACGCUCUAGAUCAUGUAGAUCUACCUUAAGGCUUCUGGGCGGUGGGUAUCUAUCCACAAGAUGAUGAUUUGGAUGAUUUCUGCGAUAACAGCCCAAAAGGUAUUGCUUAGACAGCAUGUAGUUAUGUCUUCGCACUGGUAGGAUCUUUGUCUCCUGGUGGAGGUGGUCCCUGUCCCUUUUUCCUGUAUUAUUAUGUGGCGCAUAGCGGAUGUGCAUCUUGUUUACUUUUGAUUUUUGACAAACGUCAAAAUUGCAAAUUGAAAUUUUUUUCUCGCCAGUGAAAAAAACAACCCCCUACGUCAUUUUUACAUCUCGCCAUAAGAGAUUGCUUUCAUUCGACACACGCUCAAAGAAGAAAACCUUGGACUUGUAAUUUUUUUUUUAAAUUUUUUGGAAAUUUCGAAAUGCCUGCGGCUUGCUUGUUGUCUAUCUUGUGGAGACCAAAUUGUAGAUGUUUUUUAUACCCUCCACCAUAGGAUGGGGGUAUACUAAUUUCUUCAUUCUGUUUGUAACACCUCGAAAUAUGCCUCUAAGACCCCAUAAAGUAUAUAUAUUCUUGAUCGUCAUAACAUUUUAAGUCGAUCGAACGCACGCUAACUUUCGAAGGUGUAAAGCAAGUCGCUUAAAAUUUUGCACAAAUACUUUUUAUUAGUGUAGGUUGGUUGGUAUUGUAAAUGGGCCAAAUCGGUCCAUGUUUUGAUAUAGCCGCCAUAUAAAUCGAUCUUCCGUCUUGACUUCUUGAGCCUCUAGAGGGUGCAAUUCUCAUCCGAUUUGGCUUAAAAUUAGCAUGAGGUGUUUUGGUAUCACUUCCAACAACUGCGCUAAGUAUGGUCCAAAUAGGUUCAAAACCUUACAUAGCUGUCAUAUAAACCGCUCUUGGAUCUUGACUUCUUGAGUUGCUAGAGGGCGCAAUUCUCAUCCGAUUUGACUGAAAUUUUGCACAUGGCGUUUUGGUAUCACUUCCAACAACUGUGCUAAGUAUGGCGCAAAUCGGUACAUAACCUCAUAUAGCUGUUAUAUAAACCGAUCUUGGAUCUUAACUUCUUGAGCCUCUAGAGAGCGCAAAUCUCAUCUCAUAUUUUUUCUCAAAUAAAUAAAGAAAAAAUGAGCCAUUGAAAACAAGCUAAAAUGACAGCAAUAGUUUCAAGUGUUGUCAAUAUAAUAGUUUUUUUUUUCAUUUUCCUCACUAUAAACAGAGUACUACUUUUCCGCCUAUUUUCAGCAAACGUUUCGCCGACGUUUUUUGGGCCCAUAAAAGGCGCAUUCAUGGUCCGAUUUUGCCAAAAUUUGGGACAGUGAGUUGUGUUAGGCCCUUUGACAUGUUUCUUCAAUUUGGCUCAGAUCGGUCCAGAUUUGGAUAUAGCUGCCUAUAGACCGAUCUCUCGGUUUAAGGUUUUGGGGCCAUAAAAGGCGAAUUGAUUGUCCGAUUUCGCCGACAUUUGGGACAGUAAGUUGUCUAAGGCCCUUCGACAUCCUUCUUCAAUUUGACCCUGAUCGGUUCAGAUUUGGAUAUAGCUUCCAUAUAGAAGAGCUUUCAAAUUUGGUAUUGGUCGUUUAAGGUGAAAUGCCCAAAAGCAAUAAACACUUAACAAAGUUGAUUUUUCAAUUAAUUUUUUAAAACAAAGUACUUAUAUGAAUUGGAAAUGGAUGAUAUACAAACAUACAUGCAUACAUAUAAAAAGAACGUGGGCCAUUUAUUAUAUCUGAGACACAGGAAAUGCUACAUUUAUUUAACAAAAUUUUGUUUCGUAAUUUUAAUGUCUCGAAAACCACAAUUCAAAAUUUUUUCUUUUUAGUUUGUUUUUGAUUUUGAGUUUUCUUUUUUAAUUAACUAAUAAAGGUAUAUUAAAAUUAUUAUAAUUUUUAAGCUUUAGAACUACUUUAUACAUAAAUUUAUACUCUUAAAAUAUCGUCGUAUAUAAUAUAUAUUUUUCUUGAUCAUCUAUAUAAACACAGCAACAAAAAUGAUAUAUUUAUAAAAUCUAGUCAUAUAACAAACAAAACAAACAACAACAAAUAAU